GUGCUCGAAUCUUCCCUUAGACCACCACCACCACCGCUCUCUAAAGUUCGCUAUGGCUAGCCACAACAACUGCUCUGGCAACCGCAGCUCAGGAUCACUCAGAAAUUCCUGCCAUAUGCCAGCCACCUCUUCCAUUGCCCUCUGCUCUUCAAACAUGGGCUAUGGAGAGGUCUUCUGCGUACCCAGCAGCUGUCAAGAUCAUACCUGGUUUAUGGACAACUGCCCAGAGACCUUUGGAGAGUUUACCAACAGCCAGCCAAACAGCCGUGAAGCCAGCGGCUUUGAAAAUUCCUGUCGUUCUUCCGCAUACUGUGGGCCCAGACCCUGUCAAGGAGCUGGCUAUUUUCCUACUUCUUCCUUCAUCUCUGGCUCCUGCCUCCCAGCAUCCUAUAGGCCUGUGAGCUAUGUGUCCAGCAGCUGCCGGCCGGUGAGCCCUUUCAUGAACAACUGCCAUCCCAUAGGCUGUAUGGCUGGUGGAUAUCGCCCACUGCCUUGUGUAUCCAAUAGCUGCCGACCCCUGGGCAUUGUCAGUUAUGGAUGCAGGCCUUCAAGUUGUAUGAGCUAUGGUCCCCAAACCAUUCACAUCGUGUCCAACAGCCUCAGACCUCUGCAGCCUGCCUGUGGUGGCUGCCAGCCCGUGACCCACGUGUUCGGCGGUUGUCGUCCGUCUUGCUCCGCACAGGGAGGCCAGUAGCUUCUUCAUUCUAGUGAACAGCAAAGAUAAAAAUCCAGGAUAAAAAUUGCGACUCUCUGGACUUUUGCUUCUUUCUGAGUAGUAAUAGCGUUUCCUUGCUUGCACUGUGUCUGAGUUAAUGCAUAAUUCCUGUCACAUUGUGACUUGCAUUCAUCUCUCCUUGAUGUAAAAGCUCUGCUCACUUUGCUGCCAAUGUUGCUCAGGUGGGAGGACUAUGUAUCUGAUAUGAUCCAUGCUACAAUAAAUGAGAUUGAUUCAAAAUUAAAAACCUAGUG
Messenger RNA from Acomys russatus (golden spiny mouse), 969 nucleotides. RefSeq names its product keratin-associated protein 26-1-like. The transcript has a single exon. Lineage: Eukaryota; Metazoa; Chordata; Mammalia; Rodentia; Muridae. Gene Ontology annotation, cellular component: keratin filament. The coding region runs from base 53 to 694 and encodes 213 amino acids. The record is from RefSeq and is a predicted model, not a curated record. Gene Ontology annotation, molecular function: structural molecule activity.